AUGACCAACCCAACUCUCCGCCGAGAAGUAAUUAACAUCUACAAACGCCGUUCCUACCCCCUAGGCUACGCAUACUUCCAACCGCGGUUACACAAAGCAUUUAUGGGUAAUGCGGGAAUGAGCGACGAGGGGGAGAUUAGGAGGGGGAUUGCGAGGGCGGAUUUCGUAAGGAAAGGUACGGAUAUCUCUGUAUAA
Messenger RNA from Lachnellula hyalina, 195 nucleotides. RefSeq names its product LYR motif-containing protein 5A (gene lyrm5a). The transcript is spliced from 2 exons. NCBI's taxonomy places the organism in Eukaryota, Fungi, Ascomycota, Leotiomycetes, Helotiales, Lachnaceae. Bases 1 to 195 code for a protein of 64 amino acids. The record is from RefSeq and is a predicted model, not a curated record.